AUGGUCGUCUCCCGCCUCGUUUUCCAGCACCUGGGCUGGGGCGUCGCCGCGUCCGUCACGCCCGCCGUGAUGGGCGCGGCUGGCGCCGUCUUUUUCGGAGCGACGCUGCUGGGCGGCGGCGCGCUGGGGGCGCUGCUGCCGGAGCAGGCGGCCGCGGCGAUGGUCGGCGUGGGGUCUGUGGCCGGCAUCGUCACGCAGGCGCGUAGGCGGGCGGGCGGCUGCUCACAGGGGCGCGCGACGUAUGCCGCGGGGGGCCGCGUGUUUGCGCGCUCCGCCAAGUACAGCCUGUUCGACCCCGCCAAGGAGAUGGUCUACAUAGAGAUGGAGAAAGACGAGAAGCAGCGCGGCAAGGCGGCGGUGGAUCUGGUGGGAAGCCAGAUCGGCAAGAGCGGCGCGUCUUGGAUCACCCAGGCCUUCUUGCUGCUCUGCGGCUCCAUGGCCGGCGCUAUGCCCUUCACCGGCGCCGUCUUCCUGGUCGUCGUCGUCACCUGGAUCCAGGCCACGUUUGGCCUGCACCGCCAGAUGCAGGCGACCGAGGCGGCGCGCAUCGAGGCGGCCAAGGCGGCGCCCGACGCGCUCGCGAGUUAUGACGACAUGGAUUCGGCAGAGGGGGAGGCGGGCGCCGCCGCGAUCGUCGCGGCGAUCUCGGCGGCAAAUGGCGGCGCCGCGGCUGACGGCGGCGGCGGCGGGGUGAUUCUUGCGCCGCAGGCGGCUGCGGGCGCGGCGACGCCGGCGGAGGCGCUGCUGAACGGGGGCAAAAGCGGCGGCGGCGGCGGCGGCGGCGGCGGCGCGGGCGCGCUCGUGACGGCGGCGGCGGGCGCGUCGGCGCAGCCGUGA
Molecule: messenger RNA, 837 nt
Organism: Monoraphidium neglectum
Lineage: Eukaryota; Viridiplantae; Chlorophyta; Chlorophyceae; Sphaeropleales; Selenastraceae
Product: Plastidic ATP/ADP-transporter
Exons: 3
Coding region: 1-837 (278 amino acids)
Biological process (GO): nucleotide transport
Cellular component (GO): membrane
Molecular function (GO): ATP:ADP antiporter activity
Source: RefSeq, a predicted model, not a curated record